Mizuhopecten yessoensis (Yesso scallop) is the source of this 919-nucleotide messenger RNA. RefSeq lists its product as uncharacterized. The transcript has 5 exons. NCBI's taxonomy places the organism in Eukaryota, Metazoa, Mollusca, Bivalvia, Pectinida, Pectinidae. Bases 159 to 740 code for a protein of 193 amino acids. The record is from RefSeq and is a predicted model, not a curated record. Gene Ontology annotation, molecular function: protein binding.
UAUAUAGAGCAAGCUACCAUCCUUCAGUAUAUUCUUUCUUAUAAAUAUACAUCCAAUUGCUUACGCAAGACGUUUAAUGUUUAAAUCAUACAGUGCAUGUAAUUCUGCUGCAAUAAGCGCAUUAUUUUGUAGUAAAUAUAUUUCCGAGAGGUGUAAGCAUGAAUUUCGAAUGGCAUUUGUCGACUGUGUUAUUUACUCUGAUCUCCGGCAUGUUGGUGAAGGUACUGGCCAACCCGAUAACUGGUCGCCACGCAGCAAUCUCCACGGCAGACAAUCCACAAGAAGAUCGACAUGGGCAUGAGGACAUAACUCCAAGUGUUUUCCUCGAGCUGGACCUGGUUGAAAGCACAGAGGGACACUUGGUGUGGACAAACACUAGUCACGACCACUACAUUAGGGGAAACAUUGAACUCACACAUAACGGACGAAUAAAGAUACACAAAACAGGAUACUACUCCAUCUUCUCCGCCAUUUUGUUCGACACCUACUCCGCCAACAUGCGCCCUCACAGGCCAGUGGUUGCCUACCAUGGAAUCAAACUAUACAGGUUUGGUACACAGAAGACGCUUAUAUUCAACAAGACGACUCUAGGCCGUGCCGUGGUGUUACCGAGUCAUACAGGACCGCUGUAUCACCGGCUUGAGGCUGGGGACGAGAUCAAGAUAGUGGUCAACAAUAUAAUCCUGAUAUAUGACUCAGAAUCCAACUUCCUCAACAUCGUCUACAUGUUUGACCACUAAAGAGUAUCUGUAGAAUGACCACAUACAUUGGUACAUUUGUCAGUUCAUCCUGGAAAUUCCGGGGAUUACAUUCAUUUACCUUCUCUGCAAACCUGGAAUACUUCAUGACAAAAUCGAAGGCACGCGGUUACUUUAUCUAAUUGAUUUAAAAUAUGCACUAAUUGCCAGGCUCAUACCUG